This is a messenger RNA of Symbiodinium natans, 957 nucleotides long. Lineage: Eukaryota; Dinophyceae; Suessiales; Symbiodiniaceae. The record is from the annotation of a GenBank genome assembly.
AUGGAUGCUGUAACCUUCCCCAAGGUGAGGGCUGCAUUUGAGAACUUCCUAAACUUCCUGGAACACGACAACGCUCAAAAGGAGAGGUAUGGUAGUAGUUGUGAGCUCCACGCAAAAAAGCUCACCAUCCCGAGCCCGGACCUUGAGCGGAGCCGUUCAAGAUCUAGAACGCGGCAGGGGUCGACUAGUUCCACUUCGCCGUUGUCUUCUCCCACAAAGGAACUCCAACAUCAGCAGCCAAGCGCCUCCCUAGAUGAGCCGCUGCCACAUGACAACCCCGACUCAAUGCGAAAGGGCAUCAUCUCCUUGAUCAGACUUUUCAAGGGCCAGGACAUCUCUGACGAAGAAGCCACGCGUGAAGCUUUGGCAGCCCUGGGGGCUCCCAGUGACUCCACGUUGCCACUUUGCAAAGUUUCUCCUCAGGCAGGCCCGGGGGCGGUGGACAAGCUCAUGUUGGCAUUCACUUCCAAACAGACGGAACAGGCCAGAGCUGCCAUUCAUGACCUGAGACAAGCUAUCAAAGCUGUGGACACGUCAACGGGUGCAAGGACGAUCCAGAUCUCCUUUAGACGACCGGUUGACCCUAUUGAGGUCGCUGAAAGGGUCGAAUUUUGGAAGGGCGAGACGGGGCCGAAGAUCCCGGUUGAGCCUCUCGAGAUUCGUAGGCAUGGGAGUUGGAAGAAACCAGUGGGACCUCAAUCGUACGCCACCGCAGGAGGUGAUGCCCGAAAGUUUGUCCUCAGACUCCAGAUAGCCUCUGGCGCAAAGGUCAAGAAACUGAGCCUCCAAGUCAAAGUUGCAUCCAAAGAACUUUUGGUGCUGGGCGCAAAGACGAUCCUAACAGAAGAAGCACCAAGCAUGGUUAUGCACUUUGGCCCCCAUGCUGAUGUCCAAAUCUUAGCUGGGGCGGUGCAAAAAUUCGACGUGUCACAGUUUUUCGGGGCUUCCGGAGCGUAA